Messenger RNA from Octodon degus (degu), 1987 nucleotides. RefSeq names its product kelch domain containing 8B (gene Klhdc8b). The transcript has 6 exons. The record is from RefSeq and is a predicted model, not a curated record. Gene Ontology annotation, molecular function: protein binding. NCBI's taxonomy places the organism in Eukaryota, Metazoa, Chordata, Mammalia, Rodentia, Octodontidae. The coding region runs from base 265 to 1329 and encodes 354 amino acids.
CCGGCCCAGCCCCGCCCCACGCCGGAGCGGUGGAGGAGCCCGCCGGAGCCCGGCUUCAGCCCCAGCCAGAGCCCUCAUCAGCCACGGGGAGGGACGGACCCCGUGGCCCGGCGGCCCGCAGUUCAGGCCGGUGGAGGCAAGGUUCCUGGACUGGUCAGAUAUUACCUGGCAGGCCUGGCAGAAUCAAGAUGAACUCCAUCAUGUCUGCCCAGUGAGGCCUGCAGCCUGAGCAGACAGCAUGGCCUGCCGCUGGCAGUGAAUAACAUGGCUACAGGAGGUGGCCGGGCCUUUGCUUGGCAGGUGUUCCCCCCUAUGCCCACUUGCCGGGUAUAUGGCACAGUAGCACACCAGGAUGGGCACCUGCUGGUUUUGGGGGGUUGUGGCCGGGCUGGGCUACCCUUGGACACUGCCGAGGCACUAGACAUGGCUUCACACACAUGGCUAGCACUGGCACCCCUGCCCACUGCCCGAGCUGGUGCAGCUGCUGUGGUUCUCGGUAAGCAGGUGCUAGUGGUGGGCGGUGUGGAUGAAGCCCAGAGCCCAGUAGCUGCUGUGGAGGCCUUCCUGGCUGACGAAGGCCGCUGGGAGCGCCGGGCUACCCUCCCUCAAGCAGCCAUGGGGGUUGCAACUGUGGAGAGAGAUGGUAUGGUGUAUGCUUUGGGAGGAAUGGGCCCUGACACGGCCCCACAGGCCCAGGUACGGGUAUAUGAGCCUCGCCGGGAUUGUUGGCUUUCACUCCCCUCCAUGCCCACACCCUGCUAUGGAGCUUCCACUUUCUUGCAUGGGAAUAAGAUCUAUAUUUUGGGGGGUCGCCAGGGCAAGCUCCCAGUGACUGCUUUUGAAGCUUUUGAUCUGGAGGCCUGUACAUGGACCCGGCACCCAAGCCUGCCCAGCCGCCGGGCCUUUGCUGGCUGUGCUAUGGCCGAAGGCAGUGUCUUUAGCCUGGGAGGCCUACAGCAACCCGGGCCGCACAAUUUCUACUCCCGCCCACAUUUUGUCAACACUGUGGAGAUGUUUGACCUGGAGCAUGGGUCCUGGACCAAGCUACCCCGAAGCCUACGCAUGAGGGAUAAGAGGGCUGACUUUGUGGUUGGCUCCCUUGGAGGCCAUAUCCUGGCCAUUGGGGGUCUUGGAAACCAGCCAUGCCCUCUGGGCUCUGUGGAGAGCUUCAGUCUUGCACAGCGGCGCUGGGAGGCACUGCCCGCCAUGCCUACAGCCCGUUGUUCCUGCUCUAGUCUACAGGCUGGACCCCGGCUAUUUGUUAUUGGGGGUGUGGCCCAGGGCCCCAGUCAAGCCGUGGAGGCACUGUGUCUGCGUGAUGGAGUCUGAAGGCCUGGUGGGACUUGUCAUUGGAGCAGCUCAGUGCAGAAGUAGAUGCCUCUGGCUCCUUUUGCUCCUGAGGGAGCUCUCUGCAGCUCUGUGGGAUGAGAGAGGCACAGAGGUGGACACUUGAAGUAUUGCCUUUGGUACUUUGGUUGAGGGAGCCUUUGCCUUUAACACAGGACACACAAGCUCACACCUACCUUUACCACCAUUCACUCAUGAACAUAUCUAUCUCUACUCUUGCCCUGUAGCCUACUAGGCCCUCUGACCAACUGGGAAGUAUGGAACUGGAAGACCUGCCCUUGCACCCUGCAGGGUCCUUGUCUAGGAUUGACCAGACCACCCCUAUGGCUAUUCUUGAAAAAUCCUAAUGGCCAGUCUGUUUUGAGGGUCCCUGUAGUCCCAGAAGUGUUCAGAAAGGGCUGGGGACCCAGAAGGAAUGAAGUAAAGGGUGUGGGUACUGCCAGGAGGCAAGAGGAAUGCUGGCCUUGGGCCCUCCACGUUGCUGUUGUAUGACCUUGGGCAAGUCAUUUUCUCUCUGUGCCUCAGCAUCCUCAUCUGUCAAUGGGGAUUCUCUGAAACCUUCCUGCCCUACCUACCUCACAGGGCUGUUGUGAGGACCCAGAGAGGCUCGAUGUAGAAGUAAAGCUUCUGUUAAAAUCUG